UGUUUGUCACCUAAACUUAACCCAACUCAUCUAUGUAUUUUUUAGUGAAUUUUAAAAAAUAGUGCAGUAAUACCGCGAUGGUGGUUUGAAGGAUUUCGAAUCUUGCGUUUUAUUUUCAUCUUUUGCUGAAGGAAAUCUUCAUCGUAAUCAUUAGAAGAAGAUACAUAUUUCAAAAGGAUACUAUCUUUAUCUACAUCAUAAGGGGAAAAAAUAAUGGACAAAUCAAACGAACGAUAACGUAGACUAAAGUACAUGAAAUUUUUAUCGCAAUGAAUUUUCCGAUGCUCUUACCAAUACUAUUGACACCCUUGUUUAUAUUUUACCUGAACAUGAAUUACUCGAAUGCAAAAUCAGGUAAGGAAACCUGGAACGUGUUUUCAGAUGAAAGCGUCGAAAAGUUCUAUCACUUGGCAGUAGACGAAAAUGGAAGAUGGGUAUAUCUAACCGCGGCAAACCAUAUUUAUCAACUAUCAACAGAUCUCCAACUGCAAAUUAAUUAUACUAUAUCGGAACUCAGUCCUUCAGAUUGUACUGCUGCCAAUUGUUCACAUAAACUGAAACGAAAUACAACACGGUUUGGUUGGGCAGACGGAGACGUGCUAUUAUUGGACUAUCAAAAUCAGCGAAUGAUAUCGUGUUGGACAUUUUUCUUGGGUAUCUGCCAUGCUCACGAUAUCAGUAAUAUUUCGAAAAUCUGGAGAACUUGGUUUGAGCCUAUUGUAGAAAGCGAAUUAUCUAAUCCGAUUGUAGCCUUCAUAGCUCCCAGUUUAACGAAGAAUUCAUCGACACCACUGCAAACACUGUAUGCUAGUUGCACUCCUAUCACUACUAUCGGUAAUGUACGUAAGGCACAGCAAAAAUAUUUUUCUUCAGUUAUUACACAAAAUAGUACCUCCUAUUUUACGAGAAACGUGUGUUCCCCUUUACCCGGAGAUAUAUUAGUGUAUGGUUUCAGUUCCGAAAAUGUGGGCUAUUUUAUCGCCGGGAACAGUGCUCGGGAGCAUACGGCGAAUGGGUAUCUAAUUGUGAUAGAUACUAAUAAAAACAAUUCGUGCAAUAAAGUUUCUGUACUUUGCAGUUCAGGUCCAGAUGUGAAUACAGCACACAAGAUCGCAUAUGCCUAUAUACAAAAGCAAAAUCCAGAUUCUGGUUUAAAAACAGAUAUUCUGUACACGCUACAACAAGACUAUAACUUCGAAAUAGAGAUAAAAACUAUCGCAGUAUGUAGGCAUCAAAUGAAUAAAUUACAUUCUCAGAUUCAAAACAAUGAACCGCUGAUCGGAGAGCUGAUAUUUUUGCGAAGACCUGCUGAAGUAUGGGUGACAGCAAUGGUGGUUACUUCAAUUAACAAUUACACAAUUUUGUUUCUUGGUACAAGUAACAGCCAGCUACAGAAAAUAUCAAUAAAAGGAGUUGAUUCGCCAGAUAUGAACACUGCAAAUAGAUACGCAGAAAUAACGAUUGAUGCGGGAAGCAGAGUACAUAAGAAUAUGCUGUUUGAUUCUACAAUGAACUUUUUAUAUGUGAUGACCAAAAAUAAACUCACCAAAGUGAAAAUACAUAAUUGCGACGAAUAUAACACAUCACACGAAUGUUUGCUGAUAAGAGAUCCUUAUUGUGGAUGGUGUUUUCCUAGGAAUAGAUGUUGUUUGAAGUCAGAGUGUGAUGGUGAGCAAAAUGGCAUCGACUGGGUCUCGUUUGAUAUCGGUAAAUACAUAGACGCAUCUUCAAUAAAUCCAGAAUACACAUUCUCAAGAACAGCGAAAUUAAAAAACGUAACUUUCAAAUUUAUAACUCCGCAUCCGUUCAUCAACCAUACAAUAAUGUGUUUAUUCGAAUUCAGCAAUUUUUCUAUCAAUUCAACAACCAAAUGCAACGAAAAUAGUAUCAACUGCGUAAUACCGAUUCUUAAUCAUUUACCUCCAACACCCAUGGGUAAUCAUUCCAUAGGAGCUCAACUAUCAGUCCAGACCAACCAUUUGCCAGCAUUUCAAAAAUUUCUAAUUCAACUUUUUGAUUGUACAACAUACAAAUCGUGUUUCUCGUGUAUAACUUCUCCUUAUCCAUGUCACUGGUAUGCGAUUGAAUUUAGGUGCACAGAUAAUGCAACUUGGAAAGAGCAUUAUAUAGUAAUAGGUAUCAAUUUUAGCAGCAUCAUUUUCUCUCAAACAGAUGGUAAAUCAUUAUACGAUGGAAAUAAAUUCUCAAAAAACGCGACGUUUUGCCCACAGUUUUUCUUCAAAAAUAAAUCAGACAUUUACAUACCUGCUCAAACAGAAAAUACGCAACAAAUACAAGUGUAUUAUAGGACACCGGAUUCAUGGUAUCAUAUUGAUAGAAAAUAUACAUGCAAAUUUGUAUUUGACUCCAACGACAUAAAAUUUGCGGCCAUUUACGAUUACAAGUACAAAGACUCUGUUCAAGAAAAUGGUAUGAUUGAGGGAGAAUUCAAAUGUAAUGAUACAUUUUUCUACUCUGAAUCUAAACCUUUCAUAACAGUCGAAAUGUCUGUUUCAUUGAACGGAUCUAAACCACUUGAAAACAUGUACAACACACGUAUUAUCGUGUAUAAAUGCGAGCAUAUGGGCGAUCAAUGCACUGCAUGUCUGAAUAAUACGAACUACUCGUGUAUGUGGAAUUCCGAAACUGCAGAAUGCAAAUACUACAGCUUAAAUGAUACUUCCAACAUUACUGAUCUGUGGUUACGUGAUAUACGGGAGUGUUCAAAUUCAACAACCCUGCGAAAAAACCAAUCAACAAAUUGGCUAACAGAAAACAUACAUUUUAUAAUAACCCUAAUAGUGGCAGUAACGUUCACUGUAGUCGCAGUAUUCGUUAUUUAUUGUAGAGCAUCCGCAGUAAGAUCGCGAAAAAUGCAGCAACAAAUGAAUAAAAUGGGUAUGCAAAUUAUAUCUAUGUCACAAUGCGUAAAACGCGUGGUGAUUGAAAACGAAAUCGAGCUGGACGAAAAUGAAUCAGACAUACUGAGAUUACCGAACGUCAAUAUCCUAUAUGAACCUCUCCCGACACUGUCUGAAAAUGAAACUGAAUCGAAGAACGAAUAUGAAUUACCGCUGGAUGAAAAAUGGGAAAUUUCUCGAGAAAACUUAGUUCUAGGGAAAUUUCUAGGACAAGGAGAGUUUGGAAGAGUAGUCAAGGGAAACGUUUCAGGCCUUUUACAGCCUGAUAUCGUCACAACAGUAGCAGUAAAAAUGCUGAAAAAUGGCCACACUGACGAAGAUAUGGUAAAUUUAGUCAAAGAAAUGGAACUAAUGAAACUCAUCGGCAGACAUGACAAUGUACUCAGUCUACUUGGAUGCUGUACACAAGAUGGACCAUUGCUCAUCAUUACUGAAUACUCCUCACAUGGUAAUUUACUCGAUUUCCUACGAAACCACAACCGCGACUUAUCCACAACAGUUCAGGAAAUGACAUCGAUCGACUUGUCCGAAACUGUUCUAAUCAUGUUUGCUCAACAAGUAGCAAACGGCAUGGAAUACUUGGCUUCUAUAAAAUGCAUUCACAGAGACCUCGCUGCUCGAAAUGUAUUGGUAUUUGAUAAUCACAUCGUGAAAAUAGGUGAUUUUGGAUUAGCCAGAGAUAUUCGACAUGAAUACUAUUACAGGCAAAAAACCAAUGGUAAAUUUCCAGUUAAAUGGAUGGCCCCAGAAUCUUUGAAACAUUGUCGUUAUACAAUUCAAUCUGAUGUGUGGUCGUAUGGCAUACUAGUAUGGGAGAUUAUGACAUUUGGUACUGUUCCGUAUUUAGCAUACGAUGAUGCAGAAAAAUUGAUACAAGACAUUAAGGCUGGGUAUCGAAUGAACAAACCGGACGAUUGUCCAGAAAUGUUGUAUUGUCUAAUGCGUAAAUGCUGGAAUUAUCUGCCCAAGGAUCGGCCAAACUUUACAACAAUCGUUCAAGAGUUAGAUGCAAUACUAGCCAGACCCACAGAUAACGCAGGGAUGGAACAAUGUGAUCCUCAUUACUUAAACAUCAUCACCGCCACAGAAUCCGAUCACGAGGAAAGUGAAACCGAUAGCUUAUUAUCGAAUAGUUGUUGAAAAUUUAUAGUAUAGGUACCUGGUUUGUAAUUUGUAUUCUUAUUAAGUACCGAUGAUGUAAUAGUAAAGUUUCAUUUUCAACAUAAAUCCAAACCAAAAGUGAGCUGUAAGGGCAGGGAAGUGGGAGAGAAAAUCAGGAAUCUUUACCCAAAGGUAUUUUCAUUCAUUUUCCAUAAAAAAUGAAGAUUUUUGGUCGAAUAAUUAUGAGAUUUGUUUCUUCGAAAUGAGGAUUCUUUGAAAAUUGGAUUCGCAACUCUGAAAUUAUCAUUGAUUAAAUCAUUGACAUUUAUCUAUGUGUAUGUAUUUAUUUAUUCGUUCGUUCAUUUAUGUACUCAUAUUUUUUAUUUAUUUAUUUAUUUAUUUAUUUAGGUAUUAUCAUUUAUUUUUAUUUAUUGAUUCAUUUACUUAAUUCAUACUUUAAUAUUUUACUUAUUCAGUCAUUUAUUUAUUAUUUAUUUAUAUUCUAUUUCAUAUAUUAAGUUAACUGUAUAUUCAAAUUAUUAUCUCCUUGGGUAACUGAUUUU
Messenger RNA from Planococcus citri (citrus mealybug), 4585 nucleotides. RefSeq names its product plexin-A4-like. The record is from RefSeq and is a predicted model, not a curated record. Lineage: Eukaryota; Metazoa; Arthropoda; Insecta; Hemiptera; Pseudococcidae. Bases 270 to 4061 code for a protein of 1263 amino acids. Gene Ontology annotation, molecular function: transmembrane receptor protein tyrosine kinase activity; protein binding; ATP binding. Gene Ontology annotation, cellular component: plasma membrane; signaling receptor complex. The transcript is spliced from 8 exons. Gene Ontology annotation, biological process: positive regulation of kinase activity; protein phosphorylation; multicellular organism development.